Molecule: messenger RNA, 135 nt
Organism: Dracunculus medinensis (Guinea worm)
Lineage: Eukaryota; Metazoa; Nematoda; Chromadorea; Rhabditida; Dracunculidae
Source: the annotation of a GenBank genome assembly
AAAGGUGGAAUGCUUUGGGUGACACCAGUAAAUGGCAAUGCGAAAGUUGUUGUAGUUAGUUCUGUCGUUGAUUCUGUUAAUUCUGUUGAUGAAAAAAUUGUGGAAGUUUUCGGUGCAAUCUUUGAUUCUCGGUGA